Messenger RNA from Linum trigynum, 1419 nucleotides. Lineage: Eukaryota; Viridiplantae; Streptophyta; Magnoliopsida; Malpighiales; Linaceae. The record is from the annotation of a GenBank genome assembly.
AUGGAGAAAGCCGACGUCUUCUUGGGUUUACACGACUUCCUCGACCGGAUGAGGCAGUCGUCUGCCGCCGAUUUAGUCAAAUCCAUCAAAAGCUUCAUUGUUUCAUUUUCGAACAAUGCACCGGAUCCUGAAAGGGAUAGUGCUCUUGUACAUGAGUUUUUUGGCCAAAUGGAGGCAGCUUUCAGGGCUCAUCCGCUUUGGGCAGGCUGUUCGGAGGAGGAGUUGGAGAGUGCAGGCGAAGGCCUCGAGAAGUAUGUAAUGACAAAGUUAUUUACCCGUGUAUUUGCUUCACUUCCAGAUGAUGUAAAAGCUGAUGAACAACUUUCUGAGAAGAUGUCCUUGAUUCAACACUUCGUUCGUCCUGAAAAUUUGGAUAUUAAGCCACCCUUCCAGAAUGAAACAUCUUGGCUGCUUGCGCAGAAAGAGCUACAGAAGAUCAAUAUGUACAAGGCACCAAGAGAUAAACUUGUGUGCAUCCUCAACUGUUGCAAGAUCAUAAACAAUUUACUGCUUAAUGCUUCUAUUGCUUCGAAUGAGAAUCCUCCUGGAGCUGAUGAAUUCCUUCCUGUUCUAAUUUAUGUUACCAUGAGGGCAAAUCCUCAACAGCUGCACUCAAAUUUGUUGUACAUACAGCGGUAUCGGCGUCCAUCCCGGUUGGUGGGGGAAGCAGCAUAUUUUUUCACAAACAUGCUUUCUGCAGAGUCUUUCAUAUCCAACAUUACUCCAACAUCUAUCUCAAUGGAAGAAACUGAGUAUGAAAAGAACAUGGAAUUGGCUCGAGCACUUGUCUCAACAGGUCCUUCAACUGAAGGUGUUACAACACUAGGUGCAAGUAAUAUUGUCAAACCUGAAUCCAUGCAUCAUCAGGCUUUACAGGAGAGGAACUCUUCACUUCGACCCAGAACUGCAGAGACUAGGUCUAGAACUAAAGAUGCAGAAAGUUCAAAAGACGAGGUAUCGUCAUUGGAUAAGGUUCCGUCGCUGUCGGAUAUAGAGAACAGAGGAGCUGCUCUCAUUUUGAAGGAGGACAUGGCAAGUCAAGUUUUUCGAGAGUAUCCGUACUUGUAUUCUCAAGUUGGUGAUCUAACAAUCAAUGACGUGGAAGAGCUGCUGAACUCCUACAAACAGCUGGUUUUCAAGUACGUUUGUGUCUGUAAAAGUCUGGGUCGUGGUGGUGGUGGUGGAGGUGGUGGCGAAUCUCUUCUUUCCAGCUCCAGUAAUCGAGAAACUGUGCAGAACAAUGUGGAACCCUUGAAGAACCGUCAAGAGGCUGAAACAGUAGUAGAACAGAGUUUUGAGCAUGACAAACAAGAUAACAGUUUGAUUGCAGAAUCAAAGCCUCUGGAUAUUGAUCCAUUGGCAAGUAAAAAUGAGGAGCAUGAAGACCCAGAGGAAUCGGCGAAAAUCUCGGUCAUAUAG